Molecule: messenger RNA, 1512 nt
Organism: Schizophyllum commune H4-8
Lineage: Eukaryota; Fungi; Basidiomycota; Agaricomycetes; Agaricales; Schizophyllaceae
Exons: 10
Coding region: 1-1512 (503 amino acids)
Source: RefSeq, a predicted model, not a curated record
AUGUCCACAGGAUCUCGUGCUCGCAAGCCUAGCGCCCGACUCGUCGAGUCACGCGAACAUACGGAGGCCAUCGCCAUCGCUGCGGGGAAGAAGCGCAAGGCUCCCGCGCCACCUCUCCCUUCCCGCCGCACAUCGUUGAACGCUGCCGAGAAGGAUGCGGCGAUACAGAUGCAGAAGAUCACACCUGAGCAGGCCCGCCAAGUCCUUGCGCACAACGCGGAAAUGCAGAAGGCCGCUGCCGCGCAAGCGUCUGCUAAGCGCCAGCAGCGCAAGACUAAUACUGCUGCGAAGAAGACGGGCGAGACGUCGCCGACUUCUGUUGCAGCACGCGCAGAUGCUCUUUUGGCUCAGGAGCUCGCCUCUGUUGAGGAAGUAGAGGACGAAGACGUUGCCGCCGAGCGCCCCCCUCUGAAGAAGUCGAAGCGUGCAAGCCAGCUUCCACCAGACGUCUCGGACGACGAGGAGCUCGCGAAAGGACAUGGCGAUGCCGAAGAAGAUGACGAAGUGUCUGUGCUGGGUGCCGCGGACGACCUCUCCGCGGGCAUUGCCGUUAUAGAGGAUGACGAUGGCAAUGGCAUCGAGAUCAUCGACCUCACGCCUGCGACUCCACCGAAGAACACCGUCCGAGAGAAGCGCGGCAAGAUUGGCCAGACACUGUUCACCCCGCGCACACGUCAUCUACUCAACAAUGCAAAACUCUUUGCUCGUGCUCGCACCGCUACAGAGGAGGGAUACGCCACUGAUCCAUCCUCCGCCAUCAUCAAGGACCUCUAUCGCACAGCCGAACGAGCAACCGGCACUGAGGGCGAGAUGCGUCGUGGUGCGCUCCAGCGUCUUCAGCAAGAUAUCCCGCUCUUUGAGGCUGGUAUAACUUACGUUGGGUAUUCUGUGACCGGGGUGCGGAGCGAGAUGAACAGCAAGGCCAAGGAUCUCCUUGACCCCGUCUAUGGUGUUCCGGGUGCGCUCUCCCGCGAGGGAAUUGUCGAGCGCGUGGCUUGGCUCUCUGAAGGCAUGAACUAUCUCUACGGUGGUCUUGAUCUCAAGGCGAAGAAGGUCGAUCGCAAUCAGCCUUUCAUGGGCCCUAUCAUCAAGCCCCUCAUUAGUCAAGUUUUCUUUGGAAAAGGGAAGGCGAACAGCGAGGCACGUCGUGCCAUGGUUCAUGAGAAGGUGAUUCCCGGCAACUUGCUCGCCCUUGUCGGGUCUGCUGUCGAGAAUGCCCUCAAGGCGUGGAGCACAGGCAAGAACUCGGAAACGGCCAUCAGCGAGGAUUCGGGGCGCGAGAGCUAUAUGCGCCACAUGGCCGAUUUCGUCAGUCUUCAAGAGAAAGCUCCCCGCUUCACGAUGCAGGUGCAGUAUAAGCUGCUUCGCGCCAUUCUGAGUGACACCAACAAAACUCAUCUGCUGGACGGCGCGCUCAUCUGCACUCCUGGGGCUCUCGAAGGUGUUGAUUUUGCUGUUCUCGAAGCUAGUGCGAAGGAUGUUUCUGACCUCGAGAACGAGGACCUUGAUUGA